Molecule: messenger RNA, 2178 nt
Organism: Planococcus citri (citrus mealybug)
Lineage: Eukaryota; Metazoa; Arthropoda; Insecta; Hemiptera; Pseudococcidae
Exons: 5
Coding region: 55-2019 (654 amino acids)
Source: RefSeq, a predicted model, not a curated record
UCGGUUUGCUUUCUUUUUAAUCGUAUAUUUUAUGCAUCGAGUUGGGCUAGACAGAUGGCGAUUAAAACAACGUAUCUGAUUUCAUGUUUGGUUUUACUGGCCAAUUGUAAUAUAUACGCUACUUGCACCUUUCCGACAGAAGAUUGCGACGAAUCGAAAGUUGGUAGCACCGGAUACUUCGCUUCAGGAAGUGCUCACUCUUCGCAAUAUGUUUUGCCAAGUGGAGAAGUAGUUACUCAUUCGAAGGGAAGCAGUAUUUCUUCGGCUGAUGGAAUUAAAAAAACAUUUGAACACCUCAAACACGAAGCUAAUCAAUUCGUGUCGAAACAAGCAGACACUUUGAAUAUUCCAAACGCUCUACCACCUCUACACUCAAGCUAUGGUCAGGAUCUCCAAAGCCUUCAAUCUUCUUUUGGCGUUGGCGACCUGACAUAUCCUUCUCAAGCUCAAGGAUACUUCAGCAAAUUAGAAAGCGCCAACCAUCAGAAACAAUUUGUUUCCGGAGCAGGUUCCCAGAACGCUCAAGUUAUCUACCAUGCAGUACCUCAAACGAAAAUCGUAUCCACCAAAAAGGAACAAGUAGUGAAUAAAAAAGUAAUCACUCACGGAUCGAAUUCAUACGGUGCUUCAUCAGGAUUAGAAGAAAUUGAAACCAGCCAAAACGGAUUAGAUUCUAAUCUGAACACCGACGGUGUACUAUACCAAUCAGUACCAUCGUACGUACAAACCGGAAACACCCACCAAGAAGAAAUCGAAACGGUAAAAACGAACGCUCAAUUACGACCAGUCGUCAUACAAAAAAUUCAACAAGCUCCCAGUCAAAUUUCCUACAGCAAACACGAACAACAAACAGUGAAACAAAACUCCAGCUCUCAGCUCGUUCCAGGCCUCCCUGGGUACAUUCCAAAUGGACAAUUUACCACCGGUGUCGUCGAUUUGAACACUUUUGUCGGCAACAGACUGCCAGCUAAACAACAAUCCGUGAAUUCUGAAAAACAUUACUCGCAUAACGAAGAUACAGAAUCGUCUUACUACGAAGGCGCCGGUUCUUCGGCCAGUUCCGAUGUAAACAUUCAACAAAAAGAACACAAAUAUAACGCCGUUCCUUAUAACCAAGUAAUCGACCGACCAGUGAAAAUAAAAUACGUUUACGAUGGUAAAACUCUCCAUAAAAUGGAAGAAUACAGCUCCGGAGCAGUGAAAAAUGUACCAAUCACGGUCGAAGAAUACGAAAACACUCUGAAAGAAAUUCAACAACAAAGCUCCUCUCAUGCUUCCCAAUCUUACGUUAGUCAACCAGUCAGUCACGAGAAACCAGAAUCCGACGGUUACUAUUAUUACCCCAAAGCUCAAGGAUUAUCAUUACCUUCGAACACACAAACCAUCAAGAAAGAAGAAUCCCAAAGCUCGCAUUCCCAACAAACCAUCACCAACGGAAACGUCGAACAAUUCUCUCAUUUGCCAUUAAACGUCAAUUCCCAAAAACAAUACGCUACCCAUUCCGGAUACACUGGUACCCAAUCCGGAUACGCUGGUGUUGUUCCUCCAGCUUCUUCGCAAAUUAAUUACUUCGAAUCGGGAGCUCAAUCUGCUGACGCUUUCAAUCUACAGAACGAAAAUCCCGCAAUUUUAGUCAGAGGUGUACCUCAGCUAAUACCUGUUCAAAAUCAACAACAUUCUAGCUCCAGCAGCGGUAGCACUUUCCAUUCUUCUAGUUAUUCCGGCUCGAACGGAGGCAGUUUCGUGUUCCCAGCUGAUUCCAUCACUAGUUCCCAUACAUCCGGUGAUGUAUUUGAAAAACUUUCAUCUUUGAAUACCAGCGGUACGAAACUACUCAAUUGUGGCGACUGUUUGACCGGCCUAGGUGCUUCGAAUUUACCAGUCAAGAAUUCCUAUGGAAUUGCAACCUCUUUCUCAAGUAGCUCGAGUAAUAUUAAUGGUAAAAAGACCGAAAAUAGACAAGCUUCGGUUUCGGUAAAUGAUAACGGAAAAGUAGAUACGUACAAUGUCAAGUCGUAAGCAAACCAUUGAAUUUUUUUGUUGUUAGAUGAGUUAUUUGUUCUUUCUUUUAAUUUAUUUUUUCCCAAAAAUUUAAUUUUCUAUUUAUUUCGAUGUUGAUGUUAUCUAAUUUUACUGUGAUAUUUUUAUAAUUAUAAUAAAUUAUUUUUCUACGUGAAA